Neopelma chrysocephalum (saffron-crested tyrant-manakin) is the source of this 1668-nucleotide messenger RNA. It is a transcript of the gene SAMM50, whose product is annotated as SAMM50 sorting and assembly machinery component. Gene Ontology annotation, biological process: protein insertion into mitochondrial outer membrane; mitochondrial respiratory chain complex assembly. Gene Ontology annotation, cellular component: outer membrane; SAM complex. The transcript is spliced from 15 exons. Bases 88 to 1497 code for a protein of 469 amino acids. NCBI's taxonomy places the organism in Eukaryota, Metazoa, Chordata, Aves, Passeriformes, Pipridae. The record is from RefSeq and is a predicted model, not a curated record.
CCGCCCCUGCGCCGCGGCCCUGACCGACACCGCACCGCCCGGCCCCGACACAGCCCCGCCCCGGCACAGCCCGACCCCGCCGCCGACAUGGGCACCGUGCACGCCCGGAGUUUGGAGCCUCUUCCCAUGGCUGGGCCAGACUUUGGUGCCUUGGGAGAGGAGGCUGAACUGGUUGAAGUUGAACCUGAGACCAAGCAGGAAAUUCUGGAAAACAAAGAUGUGGUGGUUCAGCAUGUGCACUUCGAUGGACUUGGCAGGACCAAAGAUGACAUUAUCAUGUAUGAAAUAGCUGAUGUUUUCAAGGCUAAAAAUCUCAUUGAUGUCAUGAGAAAAUCACAUGAAGCUCGUGAAAAGCUGCUUCGUUUAGGAAUCUUCAGGCAGGUGGAUGUUCUGAUUGACACCUGUCAAGGAGAUGAUGCCCUUCCAAAUGGUUUAGAUGUGACCUUUGAGGUGACAGAAUUGAGAAGGUUAACUGGAAGCUAUAACACCAUGGUUGGCAACAAUGAAGGCAGUAUGGUCCUUGGGCUCAAGUUCCCAAAUCUCCUUGGGCGUGCAGAAAAAGUAACCUUCCAGUUCUCCUAUGGGACAAAGGAAACUUCAUAUGGCCUGUCCUUCUUCAAACCCCGGCCUGGAAACUUUGAAAGAAAUUUUACAGUUAAUGUGUAUAAGGUGACUGGACAGUUCCCUUGGAGCUCUCUCCGUGAAACAGAUAGAGGAAUAUCAACAGAAUGUAAUUUUCCAGUCUGGAAGACCAAUCACACCGUGAAGUGGGAGGGUGUGUGGAGGGAGCUUGGCUGCCUUGCUAGAACAGCGUCCUUUUCUGUUCGAGAAGAAAGUGGACACUCUCUUAAAUCCUCUCUCUCUCAUGCCAUGGUAAUUGAUUCCAGGAACUCCUCAAUCUUGCCAAAACGAGGUGCUUUGCUGAAAAUCAAUCAGGAGCUGGCUGGUUACACAGGUGGAGAUGUGAACUUUCUAAAAGAGGAUUUUGAGUUUCAGUUGAAUAGGCAACUUUUCUGGGACUCGGUCUUUUCAGCAUCACUCUGGGGCGGAAUGUUGGUACCUAUUGGAGACAAACCAUCCAGUAUUGCUGACAGGUUUUACCUCGGAGGACCAACAAGUGUGCGUGGAUUCAGCAUGUACAGCAUUGGACCCCAGAGUGAAGGUGAUUACCUGGGAGGAGAAGCCUACUGGGCUGGGGGUGUGCACCUCUACACCCCUCUCCCUUUCCGGCCAGGCCGUGGAGGGUUUGGAGAUCUUUUCCGGACACAUUUUUUCCUUAAUGCUGGGAACCUCUGCAAUCUUAACUAUGGUGAUGGUCCCAGAGCUCACCUGAAGAAGCUGGCAGAGUGUAUCCGCUGGUCUUACGGUGCCGGAAUUGUGCUCCGACUGGGAAACAUUGCAAGGCUAGAACUUAACUACUGCUUCCCCAUGGGAGUACAGGCUGGGGACAGGAUAUGUGAUGGUGUUCAGUUCGGAGCAGGAAUAAGAUUUCUAUAAUACAGAAACAUUUUACAUCACUAAAUGAAAUUGUGCUCUGUCAUUGAAAUCAAGACUAUAAUAUACUUUGAUAAGGUCUGACUUUUUUCCUUGAAAUACAGAUACAUAUCUGAGUGAUUUACCUCUUGGACUCCCCAAGAAACUACAUUAAAUAAUUAUGCUGUAAAGGUU